Molecule: messenger RNA, 2810 nt
Organism: Amoebophrya sp. A120
Lineage: Eukaryota; Dinophyceae; Syndiniales; Amoebophryaceae
Source: the annotation of a GenBank genome assembly
AGAUAAUCAUUGGGAAGCAAAUCGACUUGUAGUAGUGCAUGAACUUGAAGACACAAGUCCACGAACCCCGAUAGACUACGAACCCCUGUGAUAUUAAACAAGUAUCUCGUCCCAAGCACAUCAAAUUUCUUGUUUUUUGCCCGCAAUUUUUUUGAAUGCAGGGUCUAGGACCGCAAACGCAAAGUGGCUACUUGUAGUACUUACUUCCUCGGACAUCCGCAUAAAUUUUCCCAACCACUAGAUGCUUUCCUGUUGUAAGAGCAUUAGCAGACCGCGUUGAGGUCGGGCAAAGUACGAGUAAAAGAUAAGCUUCGCGGUGGUUGCCUGUAUUUGUUGCGAGUACAGUAACAGUACGCGGCCCGUGACGGCGAUCAUAGAAGGUCGGUACUAGGCCGUGGUGGACUACUUUUCCAGUAACGCACCAAAAGAUCCGACACCAUGACGUCGACUUCUUCCGCGCACUUCGUCUACCCCAAGUCCGGCGAGAACCCGUGGCAACGAGUGCUCUCCGGCGAUUCCGCCCGCGCCUGGCGCCGGUCGCUGCAGUCCACCGAUGUCCGCUUCUAUUCGCAGUCCAAGGGGCGGCUUUUCGACAGCCACGACCCCCGGGAAGCCGUACGGCUGAUGCGGGAAAAGGAAGUGUCCAAGGAACCCCGCCACACCUGCAUUCGUCCGCCGUUGGAGUUUGACGCGUCGGAAUUUUUCGUAAAAGAUGGUACUAGUACAACAACACCAAAAAAACCGAUGACUGCGGACGGCAGCCUGAUGAGCACGACGACGACCCCAGUUGUAGCAAAGCAAGAGCAGGAGCUUCCGACGUUGCUCCGGUCCGCCAGCAGCCCAAACCACGGGCACAACCUGAGCACCAGUACUACCAACAGUACGAAAAAAGUCGCGUUUACUGGCACCGGCGAGACGCCACCCACCACCGCACCGGCGAAGACGAGCUCUUCUCAAUCGCCUGCAGCUGCUUCCUCCCGCGGGAGAGGACAUCAAACUGCGCAUACCAAAGCAGACAAUGGAUCUUCAAAUACCGGCAAAUAUUCCACUAUGUCCACCACCCUGAUGGGGAAAGACUUCAUGGCCGCACCCUGCAACAAGAAGAAAAUCGUCUCCAAGCCGUUUUUCGAUCCGGGCGCGACGCAGCGGCUCGACCCGGACGAUACCUGCCUGUACGAGACCGCACCGGAAGACAGAGCGUGGUCGGCAGAUGUGGAACACAGGUGGAACCGCCCGAACUUAACCAACUUCUGGACACACCAGACGCAAUGCAGGAUCGAGUACUUUUUAUUUGCGUGGAUUCUUUUUGGUCUAUGACUAUGUUAUAAGAUAAUGUACAAGCUUGCGGUUUAGGAUUUUAUUCCGCAUGACAGAUAAAUUUUUAAUUUUGAUUUGCGGUUUGUAAGCUGCUCAGCAACUACAGCAAUAUAUCAAAAACUUAAAAACCCUAAACUAAUCGAAACAGGUACCACAACAGCGACGUCCCCGACUUUACUAAGGCGAUUCAAAUCGACGACGCCGGGGACAUGCGGAUCAACGGGAAGUUGGCGCGGUUGAAGGUGCCGCAGUACAGGCAGAAUAUGCUGUACAAGGACUACUACUUGAAGCAGCUCUACAAAAAGGACAAGCGGAAUUCCUCCAUGGACACCAAACAGUCGCUCGACAAGACACACCACUACCACUGGAGCGACGCCGACAAGUCGUUUACGAGCGGUACUACACGCAUUUUUAUACGUAGUGAUGUUCAUUUCAGCUCAUACGCACUACAAUCUAAAUUGAAAUUAUUGUUCGCAAUUUCUUCAAUGUUAUAUGCUGUUUUUUGUGGAGCUAAGGCUGGCCCGCGCUCAAUCUACAUACCAAAAAAAAAACAUAGACGAAAUUUUCGAGCCGAAUACGAGCGUCAAAGCGCUGCGCUUGACCGAUCUCACCACCGAUUUCGCGCACCACGGCUUCCCGCGGUCGGACUGGAGUGUGCCGGGGCGGAUGCAGGCCUUCCACCAGCAGCGAAAAAUCAUUCCGGAGGCCAACGACGCAAGGGCGAGGCGGCGGGCCGAGCUCGCGGCAAUGAAGCAGCAGAGACUGGCGAACACACAAGUGUACGGCGACAACCGGGGAGACGCCUGGCACCCGGGAAAAUUGUACCUGCGGGGGCAGGGAGUACAGUAAUAUAGGGGUUCAUGAUUUAUUUGGGUGCUAGUAGGUACAGCUAGUUCUUUUUUGUAUUCAUAAAUUAGUACUUUUUUCAGUGUGAAAUAACACCCUAGUACCAUCGUUAUAGUUGCAAUGCCACAAAAUUAAUACCUUCGUCUCUACUAAAGUAGAAGUGCUUUACUUCUACCCCGAGGAAUUGUCGUCCCCCGGUUUAUUUCCGAGAUCCCUAAAAGUACUAAAUCGUUUGUUAUUGCUUGUAUCCCACGACCCCAAGACUAGCUACGCUGAAAAUUUGUUUUUGUUUUUUUGACCAUUUGAGGUAAUUUCUUGAAGUAGUCACUCUGUACUCUUCGAUUUUUUUUGACCAUGCAUGCUUUAUCCAUUCAAAUUCAAAAUAAAGGGAGCAACAGCAGGCAAUGGCCGUAGAUUUUCUUCUUCCCUGCGCCAGCGCUGGCUUUUCCUGUUUCCAUCUCUAAACUUGAUCUUCAUCACACCCCAGUCUCCAUAGGAAUGUAUACUUCUUUGCAAAGAAAGUGGUACAUGCAGAACAAAACAUAAAAUAACAACAACUGUAUACCAUUUUGUUUCAGGAUAAGAGUCAGGAUGUCCAUGUACAAGAAAACUCCCUGUUGGAGCAAAAAUUUUAAUCGAGAGCGAAC